GUCCAGAGGAAUUCCACUGAGAGAAACCACAGUCAAGGCCUUCUUCUGUUUCACUUCAGCAACCUUGAAUUGAAUCCCUAAGCAAAAAGGGUCUUCAACGUCACCGGGAUGGCGGAGGCACAUCAGGCGGUUGGCUUCCAGUUCACCGUCACCCCAGAUGGCAUCGACCUCCACCUGAGCCGCGAGGUACUCAAACACAUCUACCUGUCAGGAGUGACAUCAUGGAUAAAGCGCGCCAUAAGAUUUAAGAAUGGGAUAUUGACAGGGGUCUACCCUGCCAGCCCAUCCAGUUGGCUGAUUGCUGUGAUAGCCAUCAUGAGCACCAUGUAUGCCAGGAUAGACCCAUCACUGGGAAUGAUAGAUACCAUCAAGAGGACCCUGCCUGUCAGUGACUACAUGACAGUGCAGACCCAGACAGUGCUGAGUGCCAUCCUGUUUGCCACGGGCCUGUGGCUCUCUCUCAUCCUCAUGCUGAGGUACAUUCUCAAGGCCCUUCUCUCCUACCACGCCUGGAUCUUUGAGUCCCACGGCAAAAUGAGCUUCUGCACCAAACUCUGGCUGAGUCUGGUCAAGAUGUUCUCUGGGCGCAGACCUCUCCUCUACAGCUUCCAGGCCUCCCUACCCAGACUACCUGUGCCUAGCGUGGACGACACCAUAACCAGGUACCUGGAGUCAGUGCGCCCCCUGCUGGAUGAUGAGCAGUACAACCAGAUGGAGGUGGUGGCCAAUGACUUCAAGAGAGAUGAGGCACCCAAACUCCAGAAAUACCUCAUCCUCAAAUCCUGGUGGGCUACUAACUACGUGAGUGAUUGGUGGGAGGAGUACAUCUACCUGAGAGGCAGGAGUCCCAUCAUGGUCAACAGUAACUUCUACGCCAUGGAUCUGCUGUACGUGAUUCCCACACACAGACAGGCAGCUCGGGCAGGGAAUGUGGUUCACGCUAUGCUGCAGUACCGACGCAAACUAGAGAGAGGAGAACAUGCACCGUUGAGGGCUCUGGGGGUGGUGCCCAUGUGUUCCUAUCAGAUGGAGAGGAUGUUCAACACCACACGUAUCCCUGGCAUAGAGACAGACUUUGUUCAGCACCUGAGUGACCGGAAGCACCUGGUGGUGUACCAUAAGGGCCGCUUCUUUAAGGUGUGGCUGUACUACGGGGGGCGUCACCUCUGGCCCUCUGAGCUGGAGACUCAGUUCCAGAGGAUCCUCGACGACACCACGGAGCCACAGCCUGGGGAACUCAAACUGGCUGCCCUCACAGCCGGCAACAGAGUUCCUUGGGCGCGGUCUCGUCUGAAGUACUUCAGCCAGGGUGUUAACAAAGCCUCUCUGGAGGCCAUCGAGACGUCAGCCUUCUUCCUCACCCUUGACGACGAGGCACACGGUUACGACCCUGACAAGCUGAGAUCAUUGGACCUGUACGCCAAGUCCCUGCUGCACGGGAAGUGUUAUGACAGGUGGUUUGACAAAUCCUUCACCCUGAUCGCUUAUAAGAAUGGUAAACUAGGGGUCAAUGCAGAACACUCGUGGGCAGACGCUCCCAUUGUAGGACACAUGUGGGAGUACGUCCUAGCAACAGACUGCUUCCAUCUGGGUUACACAGAGGAGGGACACUGCAAAGGAGACAUCAACAAGGGCCUGCCUCCCACCGCCAAACUACAAUGGGACAUUCCAUUGGAGUGCCAGGAGGUCAUUGAGGAUUCCUACAUGGUUGCCAAGGAGAUAGCUGAUGACGUGGACUUCCAUGGCUGUCUGUUUGAUGAGUUUGGGAAAGGCCUGAUCAAGACGAGUAGGACCAGUCCUGAUGCCUUCAUACAGCUAGCACUGCAGCUGGCUCAAUUCAGGGAUAAGGGGGAGUUCUGUCUGACGUAUGAGGCCUCGAUGACCCGGAUGUUCCGUGAGGGUAGGACAGAGACGGUUCGCUCCUGCACCAUAGAGUCCACAGCCUUCGUCAGAGCCAUGCAAGACAAGAACACUAAGAGUGCCCAGAGGUUGGACCUCUUCCGGAAGGCUGCAGACAAACACCAGAAUAUGUAUCGUCUGGCCAUGACAGGCUCUGGCAUCGACAGACACCUCUUCUGUCUUUACAUCAUGUCCAAGUACCUCAACAUCGACUCACCAUUCCUCAAACAGGUGUUGUCAGAGCCCUGGAGGUUGUCCACUAGUCAGACUCCUCAACAGCAGCUCAACAUGGUCGACAUCAACAAGUUCCCAAGAUACGUGGGUGCAGGAGGGGGGUUUGGCCCUGUGGCUGAUGACGGCUAUGGCGUCUCUUACAUCAUUGUAGGAGAGAACCUCAUCACAUUCCACAUCUCCAGCAAGUUCUCCAGCCCUGAGACGGACUCGUACCGCUUUGGACAGAACAUUCGACAGGCCAUGCUGGACAUUCGUGCGCUAUUCGACCAAAACGACAAGAAAGAGAUGUGAUGAGUAGACAGGCUGAAAGGUCUUUAUAGACUUCAUACCACAUUUUCAUGCUCUGUGACAUUACAUUAUUUCCAAAACGGCUAGUCUCUUCUGGGUAAUGCCUUUAGAAUGGGUCAAGUUAUAGAUAUUUUGGAUAUUUACUCAGUUAGCAGGAGGGAACUGUUUUGUAGAAAUAAAUAUUUAAUAAAGCAUUAUGACUUUAUUUCGCACUAUCCCUUCUAUAAAAUGGCAGUGAAUUUUUAACAUAGUAUUGAACCAAUUUUGGCAAGAGCAAUGAAGCACAAAAUGCCUUGGUAGCCUUAAAGAACAUUGAUUCAUAUGAUAUAGUAAUGUAGGUUAAGGAUAGGCAAGGCAUCUGUUUAGUUCAAAGGCAGUUAUAUUUGCAUCUGAUUGUAAUAUGUGUACACUUGUAAAUAGCACUGUUUUGAGUAUUUAAGUGUUGUAAUAUAUAAGGUAGUAUAUCUGAAUCUGUUAUCUGAAUCGUAUGUACAGUUGAAGUCGAAAGUUUACAUACACUUCUGUUGGAGUCAUUAAAACUCGUUUAUCAACCACUCCACAAAUUUCUUGUUAACAAACUAUAGUUUUGGCAAGUAAUUUUUCCAACAAUUGUUUACAGAUUAUUUGACUUAUAACUCACUAUCACAAUUCCAGUGGGUCAGAAGUUUACAUACACUAUGUUGAAUGUGCCUUUAAACAGCUUGGAAAAUUCCAGAAAAGUAUGUCAUGGCUUUAGAAGCUUGUGAUAGGCUAAUUGACAUCAUUUGAGUCAAUUGGAGGUGUACUUGUGGAUGUAUUUCAAGGCCUACCUUCAAACUCAGUGCCUCUUUGCUUGACAUCAUGGGAAAAUCAAAUUAAAUCAUCCAAGACAAGCAAUUUCCAAACGCCUGAAGGUACCACGUUCAUCUGUACAAACAAUAGUAAGCAAGUAUAAACACCAUGGGACCACGCAGCCAUCAUACCCGCUCAGGAAGGAGAUGCAUUCUGUCUCCUAGAGAUGAACAUUUGUUUGUGCGAAAAGUGCAAAUCAAUCCCAAAACAACAGCAAAGGACCUUGUGAAGAUUCUGGAGGAAACAGGUACAAAAGUAUCUAUAUCCACAGUAACACUAGUCCUAUAUCGACAUAACCUGAAAGGCCGCUCAGCAAGGAAGAAGCUACUGCUCCAAAACCGCCAUAAAAAGAGCCAGACUAUGGUUUGCAACUGCACAUGGGGACAAAGAUUGUAUUUUUUGGAGAAAUGUCCUCUGGUCUGAUGAAACAAAAAUAGAACUGUUUGGCCAUAAUGACCAUCGUUAUGCUUGGAGGGAAAAGGGGGAGGCUUGCAAGCUGAAGAACACCAUCUCAACCGUGAAGCACGAGGGUGGCAGCAUCAUGUUGUGGGGGUGCUUUGCUGCAGGAGGGACUGGUGCACUUCACAAAAUAGAUGGCAUCAUGAGGGAGGGAAAUUAUGUGUAUAUAUUGAUGCAACAUCUCAAGACAUCAGUCAGGAAGUUAAAGCUUAGUCACAAAUGGGUCUUACAAAUGGACAAUGACCCCAAGCAUACUUCCAAGUUGUGGUAAAAUGGCUUAAGGACAACAAAAUCCUUAAGCCACCCAACUUAUUGUGGGAAGCUUGUGGAAGGCUACCUGAAACGUUUGAACCAAGUUAAACAAUGUAAAGGCAAUGCUACCAAAUACCAAUUGAGUCUAAACUUCUGACCCACUGGGAAUGUGAUGAAAGAAAUAAAAGCUGAAAUAAUAGUUCUCUACUAUUAUUCUGACAUUUCACAUUCUUAAAAUAAAGUGAUCCUAACUGACCUAAAACAGGGAAUUUUUAUUAGGAUUAAAUGUCAGGAAUUGUGAAAAACUGAGUUUAAAUGUAUUUGGCUAAGGUGUAUGUAAACUUAAGAAUUCAACUGUAUCAGGUUCAGGUUCAACUGUAUGUGUUUAGAGUGUAUUAUAAUAAAGGAUAUGUUGAUUGUU
This is a messenger RNA of Oncorhynchus nerka (sockeye salmon), 4384 nucleotides long. RefSeq names its product carnitine O-palmitoyltransferase 1, liver isoform-like. The transcript is spliced from 19 exons. Gene Ontology annotation, biological process: carnitine metabolic process; long-chain fatty acid transport; fatty acid metabolic process. Bases 109 to 2424 code for a protein of 771 amino acids. Gene Ontology annotation, cellular component: mitochondrion. NCBI's taxonomy places the organism in Eukaryota, Metazoa, Chordata, Actinopteri, Salmoniformes, Salmonidae. Gene Ontology annotation, molecular function: carnitine O-palmitoyltransferase activity. The record is from RefSeq and is a predicted model, not a curated record.